Molecule: messenger RNA, 1897 nt
Organism: Gadus chalcogrammus (walleye pollock)
Lineage: Eukaryota; Metazoa; Chordata; Actinopteri; Gadiformes; Gadidae
Gene: dapk2b
Product: death-associated protein kinase 2b
Exons: 11
Coding region: 16-1110 (364 amino acids)
Biological process (GO): positive regulation of apoptotic process; intracellular signal transduction; protein phosphorylation
Cellular component (GO): cytoplasm; nucleus
Molecular function (GO): ATP binding; protein serine/threonine kinase activity
Source: RefSeq, a predicted model, not a curated record
GUAUGAACUAUCCCGAUGAGGACAUUGGGCAUGGCGGUAUUCAAACAGCAGAAAGUGGACGAUUUAUAUGAGAUUGGAGAAGCCCUGGGAAGCGGGCAGUUUGCCGUCGUGAAGCGGUGCCGGGAGAAGAGCACAGGUCUGGACUUUGCGGCAAAGUUCAUCAAGAAGCGCGUGAGCCGGGGGAGCCGGCGCGGGGUGCGGCGGGAGGCCAUCGAGAGGGAGGUGCACCUCCUGCAGAGCCUGCAGCACGCCAACAUCGUGACCCUGCACGACGUGUUCGAGAGCCGCACCGACGUGGUGCUUGUCCUGGAGCUAGUCUCUGGCGGGGAGCUGUUUGACUUCCUGGCUCAAAAGGAUUCCCUUUGUGAAGAGGAGGCUACUCAGUUCUUAAAGCAGAUUCUGGAAGGCGUGCGGUAUCUCCACUCUAAAAGAAUCGCUCACUUUGAUCUCAAGCCUGAGAACAUAAUACUGCUGGAUAAGAAUGUUCCAGUGCCUCGCAUCAAAAUCAUAGACUUUGGCCUCGCACAUAAAAUAGAAGCCGGCACGGAGUUUAAAGAAAUUUUUGGAACCGCUGAAUUUGUGGCUCCAGAGAUAGUGAACUACGAGCAGCUGGGCCUGGAGGCAGACAUGUGGAGCGUCGGAGUCAUCACUUAUAUCCUCUUGAGCGGGGCGUCGCCCUUCCUGGGAGACACCAAGCAGGAGACGCUGGGGAACGUGUCGGCCAUGAACUACGACUUUGACCCCGAGUUCUUCGGCACCACCAGCGAGCUGGCCAAGAACUUCAUCAGGGGGCUCCUGGAGAAGGACACCAGAAAACGGAUGACCAUAGAAGAUGCUCUUGACCACCCUUGGAUCAAGCCCUCGAACCCCAGGCAAGCGCUGGUGAAGAGGCUGUCCGUGGUCAACCUGGAGAACUUCCGGAGACAGUACAUCAGACGCAGGUGGCAGCUGUCCAUCAGAAUCGUGUCCCUGUGCAAUCACCUCACCAGAAUGAUGAGGAAAGGCCCACCCAAGCUGUCCGGCCGUCCUGAGAGGGAGUGCGACAGCGACCAGGAAGAUGAUGUCAUGAGGUUCCGGCCCAGGUCGAGAAAAAGAAGCAGUACUUCCUGAGAUUGGAGAACUCCCGCACCCUAAUGUGUAUUGUGGAACACACCCUUCUCCAACAAGAACCGGCACGCUUCUUCAGCUGAAUCCGUACCUUUCUGAGGACUGGACUACCGUGUUAUAGAGUAGCGUGUUACUCUCCACCACUUAAAACCCAAUCCCUGCGAUCUUGUCAUGAUUUCUUAAACGUUGUCCCCAUGUUAUAGUGGCAGAGUAACGCACCGUUUUUAGCAAUUUAUUUCACGUUGUUUUUCACGUGUAUCAACGAAAAAAGAACAUUGUACGAUAUCCAUUCCACAGUGAAACGUCCCUGCGUUAUACCUAUGGCUUGUCUGUACACACAGAUACUUAACUGUGAAGUAUAGGCAGAAUACGAUUACUAGUGGUCUGUACUGCAGGGCUUCUCACUAACCCUUUUCUAAAGUCUUUAGCAGCCAGUGUUUACAUGGGAUUCUUCUCAACUCAGUAAUGUUUGUUAGCAUUUAUUUCACUUUAAAUCCUUCUGUUUGAGAAGAGCCUGCAGCUUGUUUCCUCUGAUGUUCUACAGCAGAGCGUCAGAACAACCUCACUCAGUUUCACACCUGAAAACUAGUUUUCAUGUAUGAAUGUGUUCAUGUAUUUAUGAUGUUAAUAUUAAUAUCCAAUGAUGUCCUGAUUGGAAUAUGUCUCAAAAGAGUACCAGUAUUAACCAGCCCACCGAUGAUGCCUACUUUGUAUGUAUUGUACAUUUUCAAGUAAUUGAAUAAAACGUUAUGACCUGUAUAGUCUUCUUUGUCCUCUAGUUUGGAGACGG